Messenger RNA from Medicago truncatula (barrel medic), 1205 nucleotides. Its product is annotated as probable fructokinase-7. Bases 1 to 1086 code for a protein of 361 amino acids. The transcript is spliced from 7 exons. The record is from RefSeq and is a predicted model, not a curated record. Gene Ontology annotation, biological process: fructose metabolic process. Gene Ontology annotation, molecular function: fructokinase activity. NCBI's taxonomy places the organism in Eukaryota, Viridiplantae, Streptophyta, Magnoliopsida, Fabales, Fabaceae. Gene Ontology annotation, cellular component: cytosol.
AUGACAGGAUGCUGCUUCCACGUGACCUUUGAUAGGUUACAUAGGGGCAGCUUAAGGCGUCUAACAAGUUCAUCAUCAUUAGGUUCAUCAAAACAUGGGAGAAAGAUUUGUAAAGGACCACUAGUUGUUUGCUUUGGAGAGAUGAUGAUCAAUUUAGUCCCCACAAUAGAUGGAGUGUCCCUUUCAGAUGCAGAGGCUUAUAAGAAAUCUCCUGCUGGAGCUACUGCCAUUGUUUCUGUUGCAAUAUCUAGACUUGGAGGCUCUUCAGCUUUUAUUGGCAAGGUUGGAAAUGAUGAAUUUGGCCAUAUGUUAUCUGAUAUUCUAAAACAAAAUGGUGUUGACAAUUCUGGCUUGCUGUUUGAUGAACAUGCAAGGACAGCAUUGGCAUUUCAUUCACUUAAGAAUAGUGAUGAUGGGAAACCUGAAUUCAUGUUUUAUCGAAAUCCUAGUGCUGACAUACUUUUCCGUUCAGAAGAAAUUGACAAGAGUCUCAUAAAAAAGGCCACAAUAUUUCAUUAUGGUUCAGUUAGCUUAAUUAAGGAGCCUUCUAGGUCAACUCACAUUGAAGCAAUAAAUUAUGCCAAAAUGUGUGGUAGUAUACUGUCUUAUGCCCCAAAUUUGACAGUGCCACUAUGGCCAUCAACAGAGGCUGCUAGGGAAGGCAUCAUGAGUAUUUGGAACUAUGCAGACGUUAUUAAGGUAAGUGUGGAAGAAAUUCGAAUUUUGACUGAAGGUAAUGAUCCUUAUGAUGACAAAAUGAUCAUGAAGAAGUUGUUCCACCAUAAUCUCAAACUUUUGUUGGUCACGGAAGGAAUAAAGGGCUGUAGAUACUACACCAAGGACUUUAAAGGUUGGGUUUAUGGUUUUGAGGUGGAAGCAAUUGACACAACAGGAGCUGGUGAUUCUUUUGUUGGUGGGUUUUUGAGCAUAUUGUCUGCACAUAAACACAUUUAUAAGGAUGAGAAAAUAUUAAGGGAGGCCCUUGAUUUUGCAAAUGCUUGUGGUGCAGCCACCGUGACAGGGAGAGGGGCCAUACCUUCACUUCCCACAAAGAGUUCGGUUCUUAGAGUUAUGCUCACUUAUUGAAUACAUAGAAGAGUUCAACAUCCAUAUGGUAGAUAAUUUGAUAAGCUAAAAGGUGUCCGUUUGAACACUGAUUAAAUUAGUGAAAUUUUGAGGCAUGCCCUAUUUUUAAAUAUAUAAUA